Messenger RNA from Rangifer tarandus platyrhynchus (Svalbard reindeer), 966 nucleotides. The record is from the annotation of a GenBank genome assembly. NCBI's taxonomy places the organism in Eukaryota, Metazoa, Chordata, Mammalia, Artiodactyla, Cervidae.
AUGACUGGCUGCAAUGCCUCCCAGGGCCACCCCUCUUUCUUCCUUCUCCAAGGCAUUCCUGGGAUGGAGGACAAACACAAGUGGAUCUCUAUUCCUUUCUCUUCCAUGUACUUUGUCACCAUCCUGGGGAACUGCACCAUCCUCUUCACCAUCUCCACAGAGCGCUCCCUGCAUAAGCCCAUGUUCCUGCUCCUUGGCAUGCUGGCCCUCACGGACCUGGGCAUGUCCACAACCACCAUCCCCAAGGUGCUGUGCAUCUUCUGGUUUGACCAGAGUGACAUCAGCUUUGAGGGCUGCCUGGUCCAGCUGUUCUUCCUCCACUCCAUCUCUGCCUUGCAGUCUGCCAUCCUCAUGUCCAUGGCCUUUGACCGCUACGUGGCCAUCUGUGAGCCCCUGCGCUAUGCCACCAUCCUUUCCAACAGCCGCAUCGGGCUCAUCGGCCUCGUGAGUUUAGUGAGAGCUGUCCUGCUCAUUCUCCCCAUGCCCAUCCUCCUCCAGCAGAUGCCCUUUCAUGCCAGGCAUAGGUUGACCUUCUGCCACAUGGUCAUUCCUCAUACCUACUGUGACCACAUGGCUGUGGUGAAACUGGCCUGUGAUGACACCAGACCUAACCGGAUCUAUGGGCUCUUUGUGAUUCUGCUUGUGGUGGGACUUGAUUUGGUGCUCAUUGGCUUCUCUUAUGGUCUCAUCCUGCAGGCCGUGAGACGUCUCAAUUCUCGAGAUGCCAUCUGCAAAGCCCUUAACACCUGCUCAGCCCACCUCUUUGUCAUCCUUAUCACUUAUGUGCCUGCUCUCUUCUCUUCUCUCACCCACCGCCUUGGUCACAAUAUCCCACCUCAUGUCCACAUUCUUCUUGCCAAUCUCUACCUUCUUCUACCCUCAGUGUUCAAUCCCAUCAUCUAUGGCAUGAAGACAAAAGAUAUACAGAUCAAGGUGGCCAAAUGCCUGUGCAGAAGACAUUCAUAG